Merops nubicus (carmine bee-eater) is the source of this 2747-nucleotide messenger RNA. It is a transcript of the gene PIK3CD, whose product is annotated as phosphatidylinositol-4,5-bisphosphate 3-kinase, catalytic subunit delta. The transcript is spliced from 19 exons. Gene Ontology annotation, biological process: phosphatidylinositol-3-phosphate biosynthetic process; phosphatidylinositol 3-kinase/protein kinase B signal transduction; cell migration. Gene Ontology annotation, molecular function: 1-phosphatidylinositol-3-kinase activity; 1-phosphatidylinositol-4-phosphate 3-kinase activity. NCBI's taxonomy places the organism in Eukaryota, Metazoa, Chordata, Aves, Coraciiformes, Meropidae. The record is from RefSeq and is a predicted model, not a curated record. The annotation marks the transcript as partial. Gene Ontology annotation, cellular component: cytoplasm; phosphatidylinositol 3-kinase complex; plasma membrane.
CAGGUGGUAGCUAAGAAGUGAGCAGGAUGCCCCCAGGCAUUUACUGCCCUACGGAAUUCUGGUCCAAGGGGGAAAACCAAAACAUCCAGGUGGACUUUCUGCUGCCCACAGGCAUAUAUUUAAACCUCUCUGUGUCCUGCAAUGCCAGCUUGGGCACCAUCAAGCAGGUGGUGUGGAAGCAUGCUCAGUAUGAGCCCCUGUACCACAUGCUCAGUGACCCUGAGGCCUACGUCUUCACGUGCAUCAACCAGACAGCAGAGCAGCAGGAGCUGGAGGAUGAGCAGCGUCGGCUCUGUGACAUCCAGCCCUUCCUCCCGGUGCUGCGCCUCGUGGCUCGAGAGGGAGACCGGGUCAAGAAGGUUAUCAAUUCCCAGAUCAGCCUGCUCAUUGGGAAAGGUCUGCAUGAGUUUGACUCUGUGCAGGAUCCAGAGGUGAACGAUUUCCGUGUCAAGAUGUGCCAGUUCUGUGAGGAGAGAGCAGCCAAGAGGCAGCAGCUCAGCUGGGCAGCGUGGAUGGAGUACAACUUCCCCUUGCAGCUGGAGCCUCUGGCCAAAGGCCUCGGGCCUGGCCCUCUCCAUACCCCCACCAAGAACAUUUUUGUCAACAUCAAGUUUCAGUCUGGCGGGGAGAGCUUCACUUUCCAGAUCUCCCCAAAGGAGUUCCCCAUCACCUUAAUGAGCUAUGCUAUCAAGAAGCAGGCUACUGUCUUCCGCCACGAGACAGUGGAGAACCCAGAGGACUACACCCUGCAGGUGAAUGGGAAAUGUGAAUAUCUCUAUGGGAACUACCCCCUGUACCAGUUCCAGUACAUUCGCAGCUGCCUGCACCGAGGCCUGACGCCCCACCUGACCAUGGUGCACUCCUCCACUAUCAUUGCUAUGAGGGAUGAGCAGACCAACUGUAUUGCCAGCCCCCCCAAGAUGGUUGCCAAGCCUCCCCCACUCCCUAAGAAGAAGCCAAACUAUGGUUCUCUCUGGUCCUUAGAGCAGUCUUUCUACAUUGAGCUGGUGCAAGGCAGCAAGGUCAAUGCAGAUGAGAGAAUGAAGCUGGUGGUGCAGGCAGGUCUCUUUCACGGCAAUGAGAUGCUGUGCAAGACAGUGUCAAGCUCUGAAGUGAACGUGUGCUCAGAGCCAGUGUGGAAGCAGAGGCUGGAUUUUGAUAUCAACAUCUGUGAUCUUCCCCGCAUGGCGCGGCUCUGCUUCGCCCUCUACGCUGUCGUCGAGAAGGCAAAGAAGAAGUCCACCAAGAAGAAGUCCAAGAAAGCUGACUGCCCCAUCGCCUGGGUGAAUGUCAUGCUCUUUGACUACAAGGACCAGCUGAAAACAGGGGAGUGCUGCUUGCACAUGUGGUCCUCCUUUCCAGAUGAGAAGGGGGAACUCCUGAACCCCAUGGGCACGGUACAGUGCAACCCCAACACAGAAAGUGCAGCAGCCUUGGUCAUCUGCUUCCCCAGCGUUGCGUCGCAUCCCGUGUAUUACCCGUCGUUUGAGCAGCUGCUGGAGUUGGGGAGGAAUGGAGAACAACCCCGUGCUGCUCCAGAAGACCUUGAGGAGAAGCUGCAGCUGAAGGAGAUCCUGGAGCGGAGGAGCCACACGGAGCUGUACGAGCACGAGAAGGACCUGGUGUGGAAGAUGAGGCACGAUAUCCGCGACCAGUACCCACAGGCUUUGGCAAAGCUGCUUAUCAUCACCAAAUGGAACAAGCAUGAAGAUGUUGCCCAGAUGAUCUCCUUGCUUCAGACCUGGCCAGAGCUGCCUGUCCUGAAUGCCUUGGAGCUGCUGGAUUUCAGCUUUCCUGACCGUUACGUUGGUUCCUUUGCCAUCAACUCGUUGAAGAAGCUGACAGAUCAUGAAUUGUUCCAGUAUCUGCUACAGCUUGUUCAGGUGCUCAAAUAUGAAUCCUACUUAGACUGUGAAUUAACCAAGUUCCUGCUGGACAGGGCCUUAUCCAACCGCAAGAUCGGGCACUUCCUCUUCUGGCAUCUGAGGUCAGAAAUGCAUGUUCCUGCAGUUGCCUUGAGGUUUGGCCUGAUCCUGGAAGCAUACUGCAGAGGCAGCACCCAUCAUAUGAAAGUUUUGAUGAAACAGGGAGAAGCACUCAACAAGAUGAAAGCUCUGAAUGAUUUUGUUAAAGUGAGUUCUCAGAAGGCCACCAAGCCUCAAACAAAGGAGAUGAUGCAUAUGUGCAUGAAGCAAGAAACUUAUCUUGAAGCACUUUCCCACCUCCAGUCCCCCCUGAACCCCAACAUUAUCCUUGCUGAAGUUUGUGUGGAGCAGUGCACCUUUAUGGACUCCAAAAUGAAACCUUUAUGGAUUGUGUUUAAUAAUGAAGAGACAGGAGGAGGUGGAGUUGGUAUUAUUUUUAAAAAUGGAGAUGAUCUUCGUCAGGACAUGCUGACUCUGCAGAUGAUCCAGCUGAUGGAUGUCCUGUGGAAGCAAGAGGGCCUGGACCUGAGGAUGACCCCUUAUGGCUGCCUCUCCACAGGAGACAAGACUGGACUGAUAGAAGUAGUCAUGCAUUCAGACACCAUUGCCAACAUCCAGCUGAACAAGAGCAACAUGGUGGCCACUGCAGCCUUCAACAAGGAUGCACUGCUGAACUGGCUGAAGUCCAAGAACCCAGGUGAGGCACUGGAACAGGCUAUUGAGGAGUUCACCCUCUCCUGUGCUGGGUACUGCGUGGCCACCUACGUGCUGGGCAUCGGCGACAGGCACAGCGACAACAUCAUGAUCCGGGAAACGGGGCAG